Arabidopsis thaliana (thale cress) is the source of this 875-nucleotide messenger RNA. RefSeq lists its product as uncharacterized. The record is from RefSeq and is marked reviewed. The transcript is spliced from 2 exons. NCBI's taxonomy places the organism in Eukaryota, Viridiplantae, Streptophyta, Magnoliopsida, Brassicales, Brassicaceae. Bases 194 to 625 code for a protein of 143 amino acids.
CGGACUUAAAAAUAAACAAAAAUAAGAUGAAUAGAAGAAAGAAUUAAAAAAGAUGAAGUCCACAUGGAUGCCUUACCAGUCUCAUAUCUAUAAAAUGCAAAGGAUGUUGAUGCAUGAAAAUCACAAUUUUAAGACUAGCACAAAAGAAGAAGCAAACUUACUGAACUAAAGUGUUCAGUGUAGAGAGAGAGAGAUGGCUAAUGCUGUAGAACAAUCCUCAUUGUAUCCAUCCUUCGUAGACGCAAGAAUCUCGUUCUCCAAUGAUUUUGCAGACAGUGAUAGUAAACAUACGGCAUCAAGAGCAGAUGGUCAGAUGAAGUACAAGGAAGCUCCUGUUUCUUCGGAUUUCAAAUUCAAUGUCGAAAACUUCGGUUUCACUUCUGCGGCUGAUGAGAUCUUCUUUGGUGGAGUUUUGUUGCCACUUGAGAAGACUACUCAGAGGAAAGUGACGACACUUAGAGAUGAAUUAAGUGCUCAAGAUUCUGACCGUACCAUCUCAUCAAAGGGAUCUCGUAACUGGUGGAAAUUAGGUCUCAACAAGUCCAAGAAAAUCCAUUCCAACAACUUCCAUCUUCCACACAAAUCUCAGAAUUGUCUUGCAAGUAUACUGGAAUCUGAUGACUGAAAGAUCGACUCCGGAAAAAGUCAGCUAACUACGGCGAACAAGAUAUGUAAUGCUAAUAAAAAUUAUUUUCGAUUUUUUAUUGUUCUUAUUUUUCCUGUCUUUCUUUGAGUUCUCUCUAAUUUUUAUGUAGUUUUUUUAUGACCUAUAAUCAUCGUUAGCCAUAUCUCCCUCUAUUGUAGAAAAACCACUUGAAUGCAACUGGUUCAGUAUUCUAUAUUCUCUGGUUAACACGUAACUGAUUAAUUAUCAG